UAAUAAGACCUUCAAAGGUAGGUAACCACGUAGGCCUAUAUGUUAAGAUUUCAACCUAGUAAAUGUUUAGUAAAUUCAGCUGCAUUUGUCGAGAUAUGGUUCAUUCUAAAUUGAGAUUCGUCUGCAUCAAGGAGCUAUAGGCCUAUGUUGUGUAGACUCCUACUUGUGGAGACAACACUGGACGGUAAGAUGGCAUGUACGGGUAUACUAUACUAUCUUAAUGGCCAACUCGGUCUCUCGGGUGUGCGGGGCUGUUCUGAUCCCCGUUGUGUUAGUUGCGAGCAUUGGAUGGAGGGUCGCCGCAAUUGCUGUGAAUGCGUUCUACAGAGCUUUUCCCACCGCUGGGCAGCUUCUCUCAAAGUGUUUCAACACCAUGUACGCAGGUGACAGAAGCAAGCACAUUCUGAUUACAUUGCCGUACUCUCAUUUCUGUGAGAAAGUGAACUGGGCAUGCCAGCUGUCUGGAGUACCUGUAGAAGAGAAGGGGUACAUCCCCAUAUUUCAUAAUAUUACCUUGUGGCACACGGGCAAGAACAGCAGUACGCCCGUUAUGAUAACAUCGCAGAAUACAGUUCUUCCACAAUCGACAGACAUCAUGCGUUUUUUAAAAGAGAGAAAUCUGAAAAAGUUUGAAAAAGACUGGAUUUUCCCGUGUGAAGAGGCUGUUGAAAUGGAUGCUCGUUUUUCUGAAGCAUUUGGCUAUGGCCACGCUGCGUUUUGUAUUGUUUACUGUUAUCUCUACGGCGAUUCCCUGGGUAAGCAUCGUUUACGAGAGGUGUUUCAGAAGGGAGUACCGAAAUGGCAGGCCGCCUGCGUAGGUCUCUUAUGGCCCAGUGUCGAAUUCAUCUUCACUAGGUUUGUCAACAUAAAAUCUGCGGACUUCUUUCGCAAAAACCAAACAAUUGUGAAUGAGGUCUGGGACAAAGUCGAACGCUUGUUGGCCGACGGAAGGAAGAACAUUUGUGAUACCCCGGAGAUAUCUGGGGCGGAUAUCGCUUUUGCCGCUUUAUCGUACCCUCUCGUUCUUCCACCCGAGAUGAAUGAAAAGUUCAUGGCAUUCGAAAAGGGCACCAUACCCGCACAAUACUAUGACGAGGUGAAGCGUAGGAGAAACACCGCAGCCGGGAAAUUCAUUCUUCGACUAUACCGUGAGCAUCGCCACAGAACUGCCAUUUUGUAACUCGCCAUGAACAGUUUUAAUUAUAGCUUGUCUUUAUCUAAACUGUGAAACGUUAUAGCAAAGUAAAGUGAGCAAAUUGCUUAAGAACAAUAAGUCAACAUGAUAUUAUUUCUAUUUUAAUUACUUUUAUUUAUAAUCUUACUCAACCUAUAAUGGAAAUGCAAAAAAUAAUGAAAAUAAAUGAAAAUUAACGCCUCAAAUCAACCAAAGACAUCCAAAAGUAUGCGGUUCAGCGUUUUAUAUCCGUCUCAUUUUUAUACUGAGUAUAGAUUUUUAUUACAUUUUUUCUGGAUA
This is a messenger RNA of Lingula anatina, 1474 nucleotides long. RefSeq lists its product as uncharacterized. The record is from RefSeq and is a predicted model, not a curated record. NCBI's taxonomy places the organism in Eukaryota, Metazoa, Brachiopoda, Lingulata, Lingulida, Lingulidae.